CCCUACCCAAACCCUACGAAGUCCUUCUGGAUUGAGGAAGGACCUCACACCUUAAAGGAACAUCGCACAACAGAUGAGCUUCCAACAGAGAUUGAUGUGGUGAUAAUUGGCUCUGGCUACAGCGGUACCUCGGUGGCUUGCGGACUGCUGCUGAGCAAGACCUCUCUUUUCAAGAAAAGACCAAGUGUGGUCAUGCUGGAAGCAAGAGACGUAUGUUCUGGUGCUACAGGCCGGAAUGGCGGCCACAUCCGCAGCUUUUACCACAGCGGACAUAAGCAUUUUGUUGAUCAGGUUGGCGAGAAGAAGGCGGCAGAGAUGGUGAUGUUUGAACAUGACGAGUUGAGUAAAGUCGAGAAGCUUGUCAAAAAGUACAAAAUAGAUUGCAACUUCGAUCCACGCUUAUCUUGCCAAACGGUUGACGACCCAAGAGUGUACCAGUCGUCUCUGGACAAUUACUACGCUUUUCAGAAUAACAAGUAUAUUCCUCAAAGUAUCAAGGACUGUGUUAAGAUCCGCUUUGUUCCAGAGGCAGAUGAAGUCUCGGAACACAAAGCCGGGCCGUUCUGCAUUACUGCUCCAACGUGCUCCAUUUGGCCUUACAAACUGAUCACUUCCUUACUUCGCAGAUGCAUAGAUACCGGAUUGAAUCUUCAGACUUACACUAUGGUGGAAAACCUCAAGCCUACUUGCGAUGGCGGGUGGAUUGUUUCGACCUCAAGAGGCCCAAUCAAGUGUAAGAAGGUGGUAUGUGCCACAAAUGCGUGGACACGGGCUCUUUUGCCGGAAUUCAAGGACAAGAUUGUUCCUGUCAAAGGUGUUGUUUCACACAUCAAGCCAAUUUCAAAAAAUCCUGGUAAGCUCAGUUUCAACUACUACCAUACAUUCCCUAUCGAAAGUGAUUAUGUCACAGCGCACACGGAUAUGUCAAUGAUUGCCGGCGGUGGUGGACCAACUUACCUGACUUAUCCGAACAGUGCCGACAUGUUCAACAACUGCGAUGACACAUAUGCCCCCGAGGAUACCCUUGACUACUUCAAAGACUACCCAAAUAAGUACUACCCCGAGUUUGCAAAGGGGUUGAAAUUUGUCAACGAUUAUACCUGGACUGGCUGCAUGGCAUACUCAAAUGAUGAGUUUCCAUUUGUUGGUGAUAUGUCUCCAUUUGGGCGUAAAAAUCUUUACAUUAUUGCUGGGUUCACUGGACAUGGAAUGCCACGAAUUUGGAGUUGCGGGGAGUACGUCUCUGGACUA
Molecule: messenger RNA, 1251 nt
Organism: Pichia membranifaciens NRRL Y-2026
Lineage: Eukaryota; Fungi; Ascomycota; Pichiomycetes; Pichiales; Pichiaceae
Exons: 1
Cellular component (GO): cytoplasm
Molecular function (GO): oxidoreductase activity
Source: RefSeq, a predicted model, not a curated record